AGAAUCAUUCGAUUCGCAGAUCUUGAUUAGUACAAUAACUUUGAAUGAAAGAUGCUGUCUCAUUCAUUUGUAUUAAUUUCAUUGUGCAUUGUCUUUGUAACCUGUCUUGAGCAUCCUAUUAUUGAAACAAGUAAUGGUAAAGUAAGAGGAAAUACCAACAAUAUAACAGAUGGUAGGAUCUAUCAUGAAUUUCUUGGAAUUCCCUAUGCGGCUUCAACCGAGCGUGAAUUUAGAUUUAAGAAACCGAGACCGGUAGAAAGCUGGAGUGGAAUAAGGAACGCUACUAAGUUUGGGCCACAUUGUCACCAGCUUGUUGCCUUGUUUUAUCCUGUAUUGGGAAUGGACGAUGAUGUCAGUGAAGAUUGUUUGUCGUUAAAUAUUUGGGUACCUGGAGAAUUAGACAGCGGAAGGAAGCUACCAGUAAUGUUUUAUUACUUUGGAGGAGCGUUCAUUUUAGGGACAGGCGCCAUGUAUCCAGGGCAAGAUUUAGCCGUGCACGGAGACGUUAUUGUUGUGACAUUUAACUAUAGAAUUUCAGCAUUGGGCUUUUUAUCAACAGCACACUCUAGCGCUAAAGGUAAUUGGGCUCUUUGGGAUAGCAAAAUGGCUUUGGAGUGGGUAAAACAAAAUAUUGGAAAAUUUGGAGGAGAUGAAGAGCAAAUAACGAUAUUCGGCGAAUCAGCUGGAGCAGUUAUGACAUCUCAUUCAGCGACCAGCCCCCAAACUAGUUCACUAGUGAAAAGAGCCAUAGCUCAUAGCGGUUCAGCUAAUGGAUACUUUGGUGUUGUAAAACGGGAACAUAUCAAGAAAGGAACUUUAGAUUUAGCUUCAUUUUUUUUUUGUGAUGAUGAAGAUGAUUUGCAACAUACAGUCGACUGUUUGAGAGAGGAAGAACCUGAAGAUAUUGAUCUCUUUGCUAUACUAAGCCCUGUUAUAUUUGCUGGUACACUUCCCAUUUGGUUACCCACUGUAGAUGAGGAAUUCUUACCUUUACCCCCAAAAGAAAUGUGGCAACAAGGCUAUGGAAAGAACGUGUCAUUUAUGACUGGUAAAUUGAAAGACGAUGCUGGGGGUUUGAUUAUUUUGAAUCCUCUAGGGUUAUUUUAUGAGGAUGCUCUUAGCUUUGCAGGAGAUAAAGAGUCUCUAGAAUUUCUUCUCAGUUUAAUAACAGCCGCUUAUAAGCCAAUUGACGAUGAAGUGGUCUUCUCGAUUAAAGACAGAUAUCCAAAUCUGAAAAGCGAUGAUUUUAUUGAAAGAAGCAGAGCCGCUGUAGAUAUGGGAACUGAUUGGUUCUUCGGAAGUGGUUCUUUCCUCGAUGCAGUCUACCAUAGUGAUAAGUCAGAUAAAGGAACAUAUAACUACGAAUUGCAACACAAAAUGACAUUUUUAGAUUAUCCGAAAUAUAUAAACGGUUCACAUGUUGAUGACUGCUAUCCUUUGUUCGGUGAGCCUUUCCUAGAAACUUUAAGGAAAGAAUUGAAAUGUGGUGAGGAAUGGAAGGAUGGUGAUAUAAAAUUUAGAGAUAAUUUGAGAGCCUAUUGGUACAACUUUGUUAAAACUGGCAAUCCAAAUAACGGUCCACAUCCUAUACCAAUCGGAUGGCCAACAUUUAACAAUAGAACUUUUGCAAAAAUCCGUAUUACACAGGAUAUGGGAGCUUCAAGUAUUGAAACUGAAAGUUCGGAGAAAAGGAAUCUCUAUAAAUUUUUUAACAACGAUCUGUACAUUGAUCCACUACAAACUGCGAAAAGCUUUUCAACGAAAUCUUAUAGAAGAAGUUCUGAAGUAGAAAAAAAACUUGAUGCCGCUAUUUCAAAUUUGAAAAAUAUUGGCUCAAGAAUGCUAAGGAAUGCUCCUGAACAAAGAGAAAAAUUAUAUAAAAUUAUAGAAAAUGCUUUGAAUAGACGUGAAGCUAAGAGAAUAAAAAUGAAUAAUAAAGCUAAGGAUCAGGAUAUGAAGAGAAGAAAAUUAUCUUGAAUAAAAACAAAUUCUUGAUAUAUAUAAAGGAUAUAUUUAUCUCUUUUUUAUUAAAAUUUUAUCUUACAGGAUUAUUUUAGUAUUUAUUUAGACAUAUUUUAAAAUUUCCAUAAAAAAUAUGACUAUAACUUGAUUUAAAACUACAGAUGGCUCUGUCAGUCUAUGCCCGAAUUGAGUGCAAAUUAUUUGUCUAAUAUUUUAAAAAAAUCUUCCUCUAUUCUGAAUAUUAGUAUAGACAAAAGUGAAUCAAUAAAUUUCGGUGUAUUGUAUAAUAUAUAUUUGUAAAUAAAACAAAAGUUUGUUGAAAGGGCGUAUCAAAAACUUAAUUAGUUUAUUUCAUUUUGUUUGUCAAUUUUAAUCAGUCGAUAAUAAGGUAUACCUUUGCUCAUGUAGCUAUGAUUCAGCAUUCAAUAUUGCCAAUAGUUCUUGGAAUUUGGGUAAAGCAUUUCCAAGAUCAGAUUUUAACGCAUAGAGUACUGCUUAAAAGACCAGCAGCUUACAGGUGUUAUUUUGACUACAUAUUCUGAAUUAUUCAAGAAAUAUCGACAAAAAUUGGGCAUAGAGAUAAUUCAUAUAUACAGUAUAUAAUAUAUUGCUUUAUCCCCAAACCACUAUGGAGAGCAAAAGACAAGGAGAGAAAACAUCAGUCGAUGUAAGAAAAGAGUGAGCUACAAAUAAAUUACUUGUAAGAAACAAAUUAUCAAAAUAAAGUUCAAGUUCAUCUGACCUCACUCAUUCAACUUGUAUUCCAAAUCCUACUUUCAGUUACUUUCAUCUCCUAAAGUAGAAGAAAAAUGGCGGGAAUUCAUUUUUAAAUCAUAUUGAUAGUUCACUUUGAAAUAAUUUUAUCAAGACAUCAAGAAAAAAGCUUCAAUUCUUUGUAAUUUGUCCAGUUUUCAUAUAUA
Messenger RNA from Dimorphilus gyrociliatus, 2882 nucleotides. The record is from the annotation of a GenBank genome assembly. Lineage: Eukaryota; Metazoa; Annelida; Polychaeta; Dinophilidae.